This is a messenger RNA of Symbiodinium pilosum, 681 nucleotides long. The record is from the annotation of a GenBank genome assembly. NCBI's taxonomy places the organism in Eukaryota, Dinophyceae, Suessiales, Symbiodiniaceae.
AUGGCGGCGGCUCUGGCAAUUCUGCAGCUGGACACGCGCUUCCCUCGAAUUCCAGGAGACAUUGCUUGCAGAGAGACUUAUGCACUGCCCACCCGCAUCGAAGUGAUUGACAGGGCCCAGGUGGUCAACGUAGUAAGUGUUGACCCGGAAGCACUGGAUCUUUCUGGUUUCGCCUCGGCGCUCGCCAAGGCGGAUGUGGAUAUCAUCAGCACAUCUUGCGGCUUCAUGAUUUACUUCCAAAACGCGCUGUCACAGCUGACAGAGAAGACCUUCAUCAGCUCAGCGUUAGUGUCCUUGCCCAAGCUGCGGUCGUCUCUGCAAGAUGCGGAAAUCAUGGUAAUCACCUUCGAUGCCGAUGUUCUUGCAGCUCCUGCUUAUCGCCUGGCUUUAGAUGGCUUCAGUGGCCCUGUGGUUGGCCUGGAGAAGUCCAUGCAUCUGUACGACGUCAUCUCCAAGGAUCUGGAACAUCUCGAGUUUGAGCGUGCAGAGGAGGACAUUGAUAGGCUGAUGCAAGCCGCCUUGUCGAGAUAUCCCGGCAUCAAAGCAAUCCUGCUGGAAUGUACCAACUUGCCACCAUACAAGCACAUCAUCAGACAGCACUUUGCCGGCGAAAUUAUUGACUGCUUGACUGUACUGGAGGCUGCUAUGCCCGGACUGGUAAAGAGCCAGUUUCUUGCCUGA